This is a messenger RNA of Aspergillus pseudonomiae, 1428 nucleotides long. Its product is annotated as putative aminotransferase family protein (LolT). Lineage: Eukaryota; Fungi; Ascomycota; Eurotiomycetes; Eurotiales; Aspergillaceae. The transcript is spliced from 3 exons. The coding region runs from base 1 to 1428 and encodes 475 amino acids. The record is from RefSeq and is a predicted model, not a curated record.
AUGACCACCCCCUUCGGCCACCCCAUGAGGGAGCACUUCCUCUUCGACGCCAACUUCAAGAACCUCAACCAUGGCUCCUUCGGCACCUACCCGCGCGCUGUGCAAACCGCACUGCAGCAGCACCAACAAGCCAGCGAAUCCCGCCCAGACCACUUUUACCGGAUCGCCCGACCCCAAGGCAUAGACGAGUCACGGCGCUUGGUCGCCAAGCUGCUCAACAUCCCUGUAAACGAGUGUGUGUUCGUCAAGAACGCCACCACAGGCGUGGGCACCGUGCUGCGCAACCUGGCCUUCCAGGCCGGCGACGCCGUCGUCUACUUCGACACCAUCUACGGGGCCGUGGAGAAGGGGCUGCACUCGCUGAUGGAGGCGAGUCCCGUGGUCGCCCGCAAGGUCGAGUACCAGUUGCCGGUCAGCCAUGAGGAGCUGGUCAGACGGUUCCGGGCUGUGGUGCGUCGCGCGCGGGACGAUGGGCUGAACGUCCGCGUUGCGGUGUUCGAUACUAUCGUUAGUAUGCCCGGGGUGCGGUUCCCGUUUGAGACGCUGGUGAGCGUGUGCCGUGAAGAGGGGAUCCUGAGUCUGGUGGAUGGGGCGCAUGGUAUCGGACAUAUACCGUUGGAUUUGGGGGUGUUGCGGCCGGAUUUCUUUACGAGUAAUUUGCAUAAGUGUGUUUAUCUUUCCCCUCCUCCUCCUCCUCCUCCUCCUCCUCCUCCCUUUCUAUCUGUUCUUCUUGAAUGGCUGUUCGUCCCCCGCGGUUGCGCCGUCCUGCACGUCCCCCUCCGCAACCAACACCUAAUCCGCACCACAUUCCCGACGUCCUGGGGUUACAUCCCCCCAAACCAGGUCACCACCACCACCACGCAGGGGAAAUCCGCCUUCGAGUAUCUCUUUGAACAGACCGCCACGACAGACGACACGCCAUGGCUGUGCGUGCCCGCCGCGCUGCAGUUCCGGGCCGAGGUCUGCGGCGGCGAAGACCGCAUCUACGCCUACCUGGAGAGCCUGGGGCGCUCAGCAGCGGACAUCGUCGCGCACGCACUCGGGACGGAGGUGAUGCAGGAGCCCGGGCUGCAGACAGGCGAGGUCAGCCAGCUGCGGAGGUGUGGGUUGGCUACGGUGCGAUUGCCGAUUGCCGUGGCUGAUGGUGAUGGUGCUAAUGCGAAUGCGAGGGUGUCCGGCGAGGAUGGCACGUCGUCGUAUCUGCAGAUUCACUCGUCGCUGGUGCCGACGGUGAGUACCUGGUUCCGGGAUACGCUGUUCGAGCAGUAUGGCACGUUUGUGCCGGUGUUUCGGCACGGAGGGUGGUUGUGGACUCGACUGAGUGCGCAGGUGUAUCUGGAGAAGAGCGAUUUCGAGUGGUUGGGGGGUGUGUUGAGGGAGUGUUGUGAGAGGGUGGAGAGGGAGGUUGUUGGGCUGGCGAAGCUUUGA